Messenger RNA from Perca fluviatilis (European perch), 1672 nucleotides. RefSeq names its product solute carrier family 35 member B4 (gene slc35b4). Gene Ontology annotation, molecular function: UDP-N-acetylglucosamine transmembrane transporter activity; UDP-xylose transmembrane transporter activity. The transcript has 10 exons. Gene Ontology annotation, biological process: transmembrane transport. Gene Ontology annotation, cellular component: Golgi membrane; endoplasmic reticulum membrane. NCBI's taxonomy places the organism in Eukaryota, Metazoa, Chordata, Actinopteri, Perciformes, Percidae. Bases 258 to 1256 code for a protein of 332 amino acids. The record is from RefSeq and is a predicted model, not a curated record.
AGGGAAAACAUUAAGGACACUGCGUACCUUUUAUUCUGUAAUGUCAGAAAGGAACUACAACACCCAUGAGGCAACGCGAUAAGGAAGUUUCUAUCUCAGAUUCAGACGUGUUCAACUGAAACAGGAGUUUGUCUUGAAGCAGAAGCUCUCCAUUAAGACAACAAAAACGCUGCUUAUUUGCAAAAAUGCACCGAUCAGACAUCUGCUUUAUUAAGUGACACAUUUUUCCACCGAGUUUUUGUCACCAGUGAACCAAAAUGGGUACUGGUUUGGCUAUUGUUCUGGUUUUUGUCGGAUGCUGUAGCAAUGUUGUGUCUCUGGAGCUGCUUGUAAGACAGUUUCCAGGAUGUGGCAACAUAGUCACCUUCGCUCAGUUUGUCUUCAUUGCAUUAGAAGGUUUCAUCUUUGAAACAAACUUUGGGAAGAAGAAACCAGCAAUCCCUUUAAGAAACUAUGUGAUCAUGGUGACCAUGUUCUUCACAGUCAGUGUGAUCAACAACUACGCUCUCAACUUCAACAUCGCAAUGCCGUUACACAUGAUCUUCAGAUCGGGAUCACUAAUCGCUAACAUGAUCCUGGGAAUAAUCAUCCUGAAGAAAAGGUAUUCAGCGAGUAAAUAUCUGUCUGUAGCUUUAAUUUCAGCUGGUAUCUUCAUCUGCACCAUCAUGUCUGCCAGACAAAUGAAUGUAGGCAAUGAGGGAUCAGAAGAGCAAGGCUUUUAUGCCUUAAUGCACUGGCUUAUAGGUAUUGGCAUGUUGACCUUUGCUCUUCUGAUGUCUGCGAGGAUGGGCAUUUUCCAGGAGACGCUGUACAAGCAAUAUGGAAAACACUCCAAGGAAGCCCUUUUCUAUAAUCACUGCCUGCCUCUGCCGGGCUUCCUGCUUUUCUCCACAGACAUCUACAACCACUGUGUCUACUUCAGUCACAGCACUCCUACAGUUGUUCCGGUGGUUGGACUGACUGUGCCGAUAAUGUGGCUCUACCUGAUGAUCAACGUCAUCACACAGUAUGUGUGCAUCCGUGGCGUUUUCAUUCUGACCACAGAGUGCACCUCGCUGACCGUCACUCUGGUGGUGACUCUGAGGAAGUUCCUCAGCCUCAUCUUCUCCAUCAUGUACUUCCAAAACCCCUUCACCACGUGGCACUGGGUGGGCACGGCCGUGGUCUUCCUGGGCACUCUGCUGUACACAGAGGUGUGGAGCAGCGUGCGGGCGGCUCUGCGUGGACCUGACGUCAAGGAGAAGAAGGCCGAGUGAAGAGGACAAAGAUGAAGAUGAAGAAGAAGGGUGGUCGAUUAGAAAAACAGAUACUGUGUUGGACUUAGAGAUUGUGGUCGACUAUCCUGCAGUGAUUUUAUACAUUUAUAUCAUUUAGUUUAAGCCAGGGGUCUUCAACGUUUUUUAAGCCAAGGACCCCUAACUAAAAUAGAGACGGAGCAGGGACCCUCUACUACAUACGUAUAUUAUUUUGAAGUUGCAUAAUAAACUGGGCCUACAAUAACGUGUAGGGGGACCUAAAGCCUUUAUACAUACAUUUUUGGUAUAGAACAUCAAGCUACUAAUAAUUGUAUGCAUGAUUUUAUAAAUCAUGUUUUAAUGUUAGGAUUUACUGUAGCUGUGGAUGGCCUUAGUGACUACCUUACCUAUAGGCCAGUAAGCAGUGGGUUAUAUUU